AAAAAAAAAAAAAAAAGGGAGACGAGAAACUUCGCUUUCAUCGCGAAAUCAGGAAUCCGACUCGAGAAAUUCCUGAAUGUCGUCAAAAAAUUUAGGCUUCCAGCAGGAUUUACGCGGAACCACUGUGGCUCUAAUGCGAAUAAAAGUGAAGAUUUCUCGGGCGAUCGAGACGGUGGUAGAAAGUGGUCAGCCAAUGAGCUAAGAAUGGUUCCUACCGUUCAGUUCCCAACUCCCGUAGUCCAUGGCAGACACCAUUGCUGGCUAAACCUUGGCUAACAGUACCGUGACACUUCUUUCUUUCAGUGAUUCGUCGACUACGAGUAUGUUCGUGCAUCACGAGCCAACAAAUUGAAGAUUAUCUUUGUACAUUUACCUUCGGGUGUAAAUGCUGUGUAAAUUUAAUCAAAUUCUAACGGGAACUAGAAAAAACGAUUUUUCGUGAAGGAUGACGUCGGAAAGGAGUCGAUUGCUGCUCUGUGUCGUCGUGUUCAUCAUUGUCGCAGUUCACGGGCAGAAAAAUGCUAAGAAAGAGGAAGAAAGAAAAGACGAAGAAUUCAAAUGCCCUGAAGGUCAAGGUAAUGGCAAUUUUGCAGAUCCAGCUACAUGUAGAAGAUUUUAUCAGUGUGUCGACGGCUAUCCAUAUUUAAAUCGAUGUCCAUCAGGACUACAUUUUGACGAUAUUAGUAAAUUUUGUACUUUUAAGAAUGAAGCACGUUGUGGACCUAUUGCCACAACUCCACCACCUAUUACUGAACCACCAACUGAUUUAGCAGAAAAAUGUGACCCUGCAAACUGUCAGUUACCUUAUUGUUUCUGUUCAAGGGAUGGUACAAUAAUUCCUGGUGGUCUCCAUCCAGAAGAAACACCACAAAUGAUAAUAAUGACAUUUGAUGGAGCAAUAAAUCACAAUAACUUUGAUCAUUAUCAAAAAAUAUUUGCCACUGAUCGAUUAAAUCCAAAUAACUGUCCUUUGAAAGGCACAUUCUUUAUUUCUCAUGAAUAUUGUAAUUAUAAUAUGGUGCAAAGUUUAGCACACGAUGGACAUGAAAUUGCUACUGAAACUAUAUCAUUACAGAAAGGACUAGAAGAUAAAGGAUAUGAGGAAUGGGUUGGAGAAAUGAUAGGAAUGCGAGAGAUACUUAAAUACUUUAGUAAUAUUUCAAUAAGUGAAAUUGUAGGCAUGAGAGCUCCAUAUCUAAAGCCAGGUCGAAAUACUCAGUACAAAGUACUGGAAGAUUUUGGAUAUAUAUAUGAUAGCAGUAUUGGAAUUUCUCCAUUAAAAGUACCAAUUUGGCCAUAUACUCUUGAUUAUAAAAUUCCACAUGAAUGUAAAGCAGGCACAUGUCCUACUAAAUCAUUUCCAGGAGUAUGGGAAUUACCAUUGAAUGCACAUUAUGUUGAAAGUUAUGAAGGAGGACAUUGUCCUUACUUAGAUCAAUGUGUUCUUCAUAAUCAUGAUCCUGAAGAAGUUUUUGAAUGGUUGCAAGAAGAUUUUAACCGUUACUAUGAGCAAAACAGAGCACCAUAUAUGAUGCCUUUUCAUACUAACUGGUUCCAAAUAAAAGAACUUGAACGUGGAUUGUCAAAAUUUCUUGAUUGGGCAGUAACAUUACCUGAUGUAUAUUUUGUAACAGCUACUCAGGCACUUACAUGGAUAACUGAUCCAAAACCAAUAAAAUCUUUGAAUAAUUUUGAAGGGUGGUCUUGUAAAAAGAAAGAAAAUCUUCCUGAACCACCAUGUAAUAAUUCUAAUAAAUGUGCUUUAGACUUCAAACCUACUGAAUCGAAUUUUACUACAACAAGGUAUUUAGAAACAUGCAGGGAAUGUCCUAAUAAGUAUCCCUGGUUAGGAGAUUCAAAAGGAACUGGACUAUAUAAUGAUAAUUAUAAUCCUGAAAAGAAAUAAAAGUGUUUAAACUUAGAAUGAUAAUUAGAAAGAAUUCAAUUAAUUCUUUUUGUUGUUGUUUAUAUAAAUAACAUGUAUAAUAAAUAUAAAAUUUUUUAACUUGAAUGCAGUUCAAGAUAAUAUAUUCAUCAAAAUGAAAAAUAUAUUAAGAGCAAAAUAAAUAAUAUAAGUUUCCACAAAAUUUGAGAACAUUAAUAAUAAUAAAAUGUAUUUAUAAAAUAAAUAUAUAACAGAACUGCAAAUUAAAAUUUUUCAAAUUAUAAAGCUAUUUUAUUAAUUUUAAUUAAAUUUUUAUACAAUAUGUAAUUUAUUCCUGUUUUCAUUUAUGUGUUUGUUUUUAAUAUACAAAUUACACAUAACACAAGUCU
Messenger RNA from Heterotrigona itama, 2274 nucleotides. The record is from the annotation of a GenBank genome assembly. Lineage: Eukaryota; Metazoa; Arthropoda; Insecta; Hymenoptera; Apidae.